This is a messenger RNA of Arachis duranensis, 1583 nucleotides long. Its product is annotated as U-box domain-containing protein 25-like. The record is from RefSeq and is a predicted model, not a curated record. The coding region runs from base 215 to 1414 and encodes 399 amino acids. Gene Ontology annotation, biological process: protein ubiquitination. NCBI's taxonomy places the organism in Eukaryota, Viridiplantae, Streptophyta, Magnoliopsida, Fabales, Fabaceae. Gene Ontology annotation, molecular function: ubiquitin protein ligase activity. The transcript is spliced from 2 exons.
UCAUGUUAUUUUUUCCAACUAAGAUUGCACUUUUUAUUCUUCUUUCUAUUACUCUAUCUCCACUGUCUUUUCUGUCAGGAAGAGAAGAACUCCAAAGCUUAAAGAAGAAACUUCCCACACUGCAAUUCUCUUUUCUUCCCUUCCCCUCCAUCCAAUUUGGAAUGUAUGUAAAUUUCCAUUACAGAUAUAACAAGUUUGCUUAUUCUCUUCUUCCAUGAACGAGGCCCGAAUUGAAAUCACGAUUCCACACUUGUUCAGAUGCCCAAUAAGCUUAGACUUGUUGGAAGAUCCAGUGACACUAUGCACAGGCCAAACCUAUGACAGAUCAAGCAUUGAAAAAUGGCUUUCUGCUGGUAACCUCACUUGCCCAGUCACAAUGCAGAAGCUUCACGAUCCUUCCAUUGUUCCCAACCACACUCUCCGCCACUUGAUCGACCAGUGGCUCCAACUUGGCCACCAAUUCCACCCUGGAAACUCCGCAACAAUCGAUUACUUGACCAGCCUCAAACACGCUCUCCAGUCUCCUGACUCCUCCUUGGACCACAAGUUACAAGCACUCCACAAGAUUCAACUACUCUCCGACGAGUACUGCUCCUUUAAGCGCUCAUGCUUUAACCAACUGAGCUAUUUGACGCUUCUAUUACAACUUGUUUUUGAAACAAGAUCCAUGGAAUUCACAGAGCUGGCGCUUUCUUGCAUCGUAAAGUUGCUUCCUCUCGUGAAUUUGGAUCCGCUGAACAUGAUCAAAGACGAGUCGAAGCUAUCAACGUUUGUUUCGUUAUUGGAAAAGGGAACAACCAAAACCAAAACUAGCUUGUGCCAUCUCAUAGAUUCAACCGCAACAUCAACACAAACGCAAGAGUUAUGUCACGUGCUUGGAAAUUCACGGAAGGUGAUAGAAGAGAUUGUGAGACUAGCUCGCGAAAUCCAGGAGGAAGAGUCAUCUAAAGCAGGAAUCAAAGCCAUGUCAGCAUUAUGCAGCUUGCAAUCGAACAGAGAGAGUUUGGUGAGAGGAGGAGCAAUUGAUGGAGUGAUAGCAUACAUGUCGGGAUCUGACAAGUUGCAGAAGAAUUUGGCUCCAAUGGCAAUGGGGAUAAUAGAGAAGCUUGUGGUGUUAGAGAGUGGGAAAGUGGGAGUGGUGAACCACCCGAGUGGUAUUCAAACGGUGGUGAAGAUGGUGUUCAGGGUUUGCAACAACCAAGAGUAUUGCUGUAGUGAGGUUGCUGUUGGGGUGCUUUUGGUAAUUUGUCGUGAUUAUGGGGUUGCAAGAGAGGAAGCCAUUGGAGCUGGGAUCUUGACUCAGUUGCUUUUCCUUCUUCAGAGUCAGUGUGGUAACAAAACCAAGACCAAGGCCAGGAUGCUUCUCAAGUUGUUGAGAUCCAAGUGGAAUCAGGAAUCAAACAACAAACUAUGAACAACAAUCAACAAUCUGUAGAUCCAUUGUGAAUAAUAAUUAAUUAAUAAAUUAAAUCAAGCAGUAUUUAGUUAGUUUUGUGGGGUCUUAUUGUAUUGAUCACAUUGUUGUUGCUGUGCAGUAUUUGUAUACCACAUAUAUACUUUGUAAUUAUAUAUGAUUAUUGUCA